Molecule: messenger RNA, 1115 nt
Organism: Asparagus officinalis (garden asparagus)
Lineage: Eukaryota; Viridiplantae; Streptophyta; Magnoliopsida; Asparagales; Asparagaceae
Product: probable serine/threonine-protein kinase PBL3
Exons: 4
Coding region: 123-809 (228 amino acids)
Biological process (GO): protein phosphorylation
Molecular function (GO): ATP binding; protein kinase activity
Source: RefSeq, a predicted model, not a curated record
CUUUUGGUUAUAAAUUGUUGCAGACAGAGGUUGAGUAUCUUGGUCAACUUCACCAUCCGAAUUUGGUUAAGCUCAUCGGGUACUGUUCAGAUGGUGACAGCCGUCUUUUGGUUUAUGAGUUCAUGCCAAAAGGAAGUUUGGAGAAUCAUCUAUUUAGAAGAAGUUCACAGCCACUUUCUUGGGCGAUACGGAUCAAAGUAGCAGUUGGAGCUGCUAGAGGAUUUGUGUUUUUGCAUGACAGGGAAUCCCAAGUCAUUUUUCGAGAUGUGAAGGCCUCAAACAUUCUCCUGGACUCGGAUUUUAGUCCGAAGCUUUCAGAUUUUGGCUUGGCAAAAGCUGGCCCGACAGGGGAUAAUACUCAUGUCUCCACACAAGUCAUGGGAACUCAUGGAUACGCUGCUCCAGAGUAUGUAGCAACAGGCCGUCUCUCUGCUAAAGCUGAUGUCUACAGCUUCGGUGUCGUGCUUCUGGAACUACUCUCUGGACGUCGAGCUCUCGACAAGAACAAGAUUGGCAUAGAACAGAACCUUGUAGAUUGGGCUAGACCUUUUCUUGGAGACAAGAGAAAGCUAUACAAGAUCAUGGACUCGAGAUUAGGGGGCCAAUACCCUAAAAAAGCAGCCUUUACUAUCGCCACUCUUGCAUUAAGAUGCAUAAGCAAUGAAGCCAGACUCAGACCUAAGAUGUCUGAGGUCUUAGCCACACUCGAGCCACUCUUAGACUCAAAAGAAACCAUUAAGCAAAAUGCAAAAGGGAGGGAGAAAGGUUUCGGAUCCAGGCCUAAGGUCACCAAGACGGGUCACGAGUAACGGGUCUCCUUUGACAUCCCAUCGAAAGUCGCCCAGAGGUCGCUAGAUGAUGUUUCAUUGUAAAUGUGAUGGCGUUUAGGUGAUUAAAUUUUGGAAUUUCUUUUUAGUCGUGAGGAGAUGAAUUAAUGUGUGAAGCAUUGUUCUAAUGAUGCAUUUCGGGGAAAUGUAUUGAUGGAUUCAGGUGGAAUCAGUUCAGUUCCACGUUUUCUGGCAAUUUUUUGUCUCUCUGAAUUGGUCAAUUUGCUUCUGAGACGUCCAUGUUUCUGUUUCUAAUGUUGCUCAAUUCAGUCAAGAGUUCUUUGGUCA